AUGGCCCAGCAAGCGAUAGCCCAAUUUUGGCUCGCAACUAAAACCGAGCUUCAAGAUGUGCUUCUGCAGGAGCAGCUCGUCCAGCACUUCGAACCCACCAAAGACACGCGCGUCGUCCACGAAAUCAUAUCCGAACUGUUCUGCCGGUAUGUUCACCUCUGUCGCAUGCUCGAUCGUUGCUACGAUCAAACGCUGCAGGUUCAGAAACGAGCGGUCAUCCAAUCCCUGGCGCAAACGGCCAGUCAACGAAAGCUGGAGCUACAGCAAAAACUCAAGCAGAUUGAGCUCAGUGAGUUCACCUACAUUGACGGUGCCCUGCGAGAGCUGCAUCUGAUCCCCGAGGAUGUUCAAGCUCUACGACCCUGCUACUUUCCGCUGGGAAGAACAGAGCAACAUGCUGCGCUGACUUCCAGCUUAACCCUGGAGCCACUGACAAGCAGUUCGAGCGAAGAGCUUAGCAGCAGUUCCGAAAGCGAUGAUGAACCUCCACCGGAUCCACGACGUCCCAUCAAGCAACGCGAUCGCGCCAAGGAGAAGCGAGUCGCAGCUCUAAAUCUUAUACUUGCCCACGAAAAGGCCCGUCUUGCGAGGAUCGUGCAUCUGAACUUUCGACUGCAUCCGAAGGUCUUCUAUCCCAAGACGCGGGAGGGCUCCAUCCAGGAAUAUUCGUACGAGUUCUACCACAAACCGGACCAAUACAUGUUGUUCCCCGUCAAGCGGACCGUGUACACGUGGGAUUACUACAUAAAGAAGAAGGAUGUGGUGGCAUUUCCGUACUAUAGACCAGCCGGAUGGAUUGAAGAAAUUGAUCAGGAGCUGCCACCGAAGGUUGUGAAAAAUCCAGAUCCGAUUGUUGAAGAAGACGAAUUAGAAGCUGACAAUACGGAAGAGUUAAUCGAGAGAAUGAUCAAGAAUCGAGCUGCAAAGAAGAUCCAACGGUACUGGAGAUGUUACCAUGAGAGAAAGCGGUCUAUACAAGAGCGCUACCACAGGUAUGUGGUUUUGGGAAUGAUCGACGAGAUGGAACGUGGUCCGGAUCUAAGUUCAAGGAUCGAACGAGCUGAAUCAGAAAGGAGAAAGCGAAGACUAGAAUUCGAUGAAGCGUUUUUGAAGGCAGUCGAAGACGAGAAAACGCGGAUUCUGCAACAGCGUGGGCCAUGGAUCAUGGAGGACAUAUCCGAUCACAUUCGGGCGUGGUUCAGAGAGUUUUAUGAUCGAGCGCAUGCCUUCGAUCGGUAUCCGGAAGUUUGGGAAGGGGGAACGUUACUGGUGAUCAAGGGAGAAUCGUUGACACCGGAUGAAUACCUAGAGGUUCAGAGAAAGAAAGCAUUGGAUAAAUUAAAAUCUGUCGAACAGAAGAAGAAAGAAGCCGAAGCCAAGAAAAAGACAAAAGCUCAAGAGAAGGAAAAGAAGAAAGCGGUAAAACAACAACUGAAAGAGCUGAAGCGCGAAGAAAAGGAACGGGAAAAGAAGGAAGGCAAAACGUACGAUUUCAGGAAACCGGAAUUUGCUACUAAUGCGUACAUAACAAUCGAAGAGACAAUCGAGCGCUACGAAAAGGAUUGGUUCUUUAUCGACGAACUGGAAAAUGCAGAUGAGCUACCGAUCAUGGAUUGGAUAACGCUGGAUAAAUUUGCCGAACUUCACCAAGAGCUGCGCCCGAUCGUGGAUGAAGUGCUUCGUGGCGAAAGAGAGCUGCUUCAAAAAGCCUUAUGUAAGGAUAGUAAGAAGAAGUACAAGCCAGCAAAACCGAAGAAGGAAAAGAAGAAACGCAAGGGUAAAGGGAAAGGCAAGAAAAAGAAGGAUGCACCGGAUUUGACGGCUGACAGGACAAUCGAUUCACUCUACGAAGAGUUAGUUGAGAAGAACGUGAUCCGAAAGUACAAAAGAAGGAAAUUGGAAGACUUCAUAGGUGAUUACAACUAUGCGGCGUUUGAGAAGCGAAACUAUCUGCAGCAGGAUCCUCCUGCUGCUAUGGGUGAAGUUCGAGACAUCAUCAGAACUUGGUUAUUCGGCAUGGGUCCACUGGUUAUAUCGAAACCGAAAUCAUUCUGCCUUUUGGGACCACGUGGCUACGGGAAAACCAUGCUAGUGGAAUCCAUUUGCAGCGAAACGGAUGCGGUCCUGUUCGACCUCAGUGUCGAGACCGUAGCCCCGGUUGCAGCAGCACAGAUUCCUCUACUAUUGCACACGGUACUGAAGAUGGCCCGUAUUCUACAACCCACCGUUAUCUGCAUCGACGAAGCACACAAGCUAUUCUACAAGAAGGUCCCACCGGAUGAGAAAUCACUGGAUCCAACCAAGCUCGGAAUGUACCUGUUCAAGCAACUGGUCAAACAGAUCAAAAAGGACGAGAAGAUCCUACUGGUUGGCACGUCCAGCCAACCGUGGACGGCCAAGAUGGGAAAGUUCAAGAAGUGCUUCGAAAAGUUCUUGCUGAUUCCGAAAACCGACUACGGAUCGACGCAGAUGCUUUGGAGACACGCGAUGAACAGGAAGGUCGGAAUCGGGAAGGACUUUAACCUUUCGUCGCUGUCGAUGGUUUCCAGGGGAUACUCUCCGGCGCAGAUACUCGGAUGCGUGAGUCAGGUGCUGAGCAUUAGACGGCGAAUGAGACUAGCACGGGAACCACUCACCGCUCAGGAACUGCUGGAACACUUCAUCCAGAAGCAACCACCGGAAUAUCCCAUCACAGAUAAGGAAUACAUGAAAUUCCUCAAAUUCCACCGAAAAGCUGACAAACUGGCCAAACAGCGCACCAAAAUGAUCAAGGCACGCGAAGCAGAGUUGGCCAAACUGAAGGCCAAGCAAGCAAAGAAGAAGAAGUAGAUCUGCAUGGAUGCUGUG
This is a messenger RNA of Ochlerotatus camptorhynchus, 2847 nucleotides long. RefSeq names its product dynein regulatory complex protein 11. Bases 1 to 2829 code for a protein of 942 amino acids. Lineage: Eukaryota; Metazoa; Arthropoda; Insecta; Diptera; Culicidae. The record is from RefSeq and is a predicted model, not a curated record. Gene Ontology annotation, molecular function: protein binding; ATP hydrolysis activity; ATP binding. The transcript is spliced from 4 exons.